AUGUGCGGUAUCUUCGGAAUCUGUGAAUCUGCGGCUUACAAAAAUGGCCAUAAGACCCCGUUCCUUCCUUUGUGCAAGCUCAACAUCCAAUCAGGGUGAGUGUAAAUCAGAAUAGGUGCAGUAAGAUUUGCUUAGAUUGUUUCUGAUACGAUGAAUUUUAGGCUGAUUUCCCACCGCGGCCCUGAUAUGCGCAACCAUUACCGUAACGAAAACAAUGGAAAUACCCUUUUCCACGAGAGAUUGGCCAUCAACGAUCUUGGCUGCUUCCACCCAAUUGAAGGAUCAGGCCCGGAUAGACAAGUGAGUCAUCAUCUCCUAUUUAUAGUCGUAAUAUAAGUGUCAAUACUAAAAAUAUCUUGCAGGUAGUCCACAACGGUGAAAUCUACAACCAUCAUGCACUUAAAGAGACCCAUUUCCCUCACACUACCUUCAGAACGUCUUGUGACACCGAGAUCCUAAUCAGAUUGUUCGAUCUUUUCAAAGGAUCCGAAUUCUGCAACCUUCUUGACGGCACAUUUGCCCUUGCCAUUUGCUAUGAUAACAUCUUCUUCGUGGCCAGAGAUCCCAUUGGAGUCAAGGCCUUGUACUAUGGAUACGAUGAAUGUGGGCGAUUUAUGUGUGCGAGUGAAAUGAAGGUGAUCAACGGACUCUGCAAGACCGUCUCCACAUUCCCUCCAGGUCAUUAUUAUACACCUGAGACUGGACUCAUAAGAUAUUACGAGCCAAUGUGGAUGGAGCCCGAUUUGAAAUUCAAUGAGGUUAACUAUAAGCUUCUCAACGAGAGUCUCCAACAGGCUACAAUCAAAAGAUUGAUGAGCGACGCACCUUUGGGCAUGCUGCUUUCAGGUGGACUGGACUCGAGUCUUAUCUGGUGAGUAGUCAAAUUGAGGAAUGAUUCCCAAUUAAAAAUUUUUGAUAUCGUUAAAAUUACAGUGCUAUCGCCGUCCGAGAACUUAAACGCCAAGGAAAACCGUUGAAAACGUAUGCAGUGGGACUUCCGGGGUCGCCUGAUCUGGCCGCGGCCAGAAAAGUGGCCGACUUUUUGGGAACUGAUCACACAGAAGUCAGCUUUACUGUCGAGGAAGGAAUAUGCGCACUAGUCAAGCUGAUAUACCACUUGGAAAGCUAUGAUGUUACUACAGUCAGAGCAGCCACACCCAUGUAUUUCUUGUCCAGGAAGAUCAGAAACGAUGGGAUUAAAGUGGUGUUGUCGGGGGAAGGCUCUGAUGAGAUCUUCGGGGGUUAUCUCUACUUCCACAAUGCGCCCAAUGAUGAGGAUUUCCAUACAGAAACCGUACGACGAGUAAGAUUGCUAUCUACCGCUGAUCUUCUUCGCGCUGACAAAAGUUGUAUGGCCAAUUCAGUGGAAGUUCGCGUUCCAUUCUUGGAUAAAAGUUUUUUGGAAACAGCGAUGGCCAUAUUACCGGCUGACAGGAGGCCAACAUCGGAGAAGAUUGAAAAAUAUGUCUUACGAAAGGCAUUUGACACGCCGGCAAGUAUAUAAUAACGGUCGUAUUGAUGUAAUCAUAAUUUCAGGAAGAUCCUUAUAUGCCUGAAGAAGUUUUAUGGCGUCAGAAAGAGCAGUUCUCGGAUGGUGUUGGAUACAGUUGGAUCGAUUCUCUCGUUAAAUAUUGUACACAACUUGUUUCAGACUAUGAAAUGAGUAUGGCUUCAAAAUUGUAUCCCCAUAAUACCCCCAAGACCAAAGAAGCCUUCUACAUCAGAUCCGUUUUCCACAACUUUUAUCCUUCGGAUUCUGCCGCCAAGACCGUAUCUCCUUGGAUUCCAAAAUGGCAGCUUAGCGAAGAUCCCUCAGGCCGAGCGAGUAAGGUCCACCUUCAAGCCAAGGAGGCAUAA
This is a messenger RNA of Bursaphelenchus xylophilus (pine wood nematode), 1857 nucleotides long. The record is from the annotation of a GenBank genome assembly. NCBI's taxonomy places the organism in Eukaryota, Metazoa, Nematoda, Chromadorea, Rhabditida, Aphelenchoididae.